Messenger RNA from Phaeodactylum tricornutum CCAP 1055/1, 2512 nucleotides. RefSeq lists its product with no specific name. The transcript has 2 exons. The record is from RefSeq and is a predicted model, not a curated record. Gene Ontology annotation, biological process: protein phosphorylation. Gene Ontology annotation, molecular function: glycerate kinase activity. The coding region runs from base 1 to 1878 and encodes 625 amino acids. Gene Ontology annotation, cellular component: cytoplasm. NCBI's taxonomy places the organism in Eukaryota, Bacillariophyta, Bacillariophyceae, Surirellales, Neidiaceae.
AUGAGGACCCGAAUCGUGUCGGCGACUGCAAUCCUUCCCCUCUUCCAUAACCUUGGUAGGAGAAGAUUUGCAGAGCGCAAACGGGUUGGUUUGAUCUUGGCCCUUUUCUCGACGCCUCUAAGUAACUGUAACGGUCGUCGACGGGCCGUAUCCGCGUUCCUCUCUCCGACCAACACAUUAUCGUCGACCAAAACGCCAUCUAAAUCCUUUCUUUACUAUUCUACAAAGAGUCGGACUUCCAGAUCGGUCACUGAAUUGCUACGAUUACGUGCGUCGUCACUGUGUUUGCGAUCCCCAAAGUCCACGAGGACUCUUAGUGUCAUGUCUUUGGGUGCCGUAUCGACCGAGUCGUCGGAACGACUCGUCACUACCGUAACGGAUCACGCCCGCACCAUGGCCGACGCGGCGAUUCAUUCCGUCGACCCCGUUACGGCUGUGCGCGAUCACGUCCGAAAAUUGGUGGAUCUAUCAUCUACCGCUGCUGCCAACCACACAUCCAAACCCGGUACGAAAGCUACACUCUUGCACAUUGGGAUCGACCCACACAACAUGGUAAACCUCUCUCUGUCGGACUACGAUCAUAUCCUCGUUGUAGCCUUUGGAAAGGCGUCCUCUGCCAUGGCUACUGCCUUGUUGGAACGUCUUACCGAGGGCCAACCAGCGACAAACCAAUUGCCCUCGAUCUCCGGCCUCGUGAUUGUCAAGGACGGGCACGCCACACCACAACAACUCGAGAUACUGCAACAAUCACGGUACAACAUUUCAGUCCGAGAAGCCUCCCAUCCCGUUCCGGACCAACGGGGUGUGGACGCUUCUCGCAAAUUGCUCGACCUGGUACACACAUAUGCUUCACCACGAACCCUGGUAUUCGCACUCUUGAGUGGCGGUGGGUCGGCCUUAUUUUGUGCCCCGCACGAAUCGCUCACUCUGCUGGAUUUGCAGCAAACAAACCAGGCUUUGUUGCAGUCCGGUUGGUCCAUUACCGACAUGAACGUGGUACGCAAACGUCUCGAAACGGGCAAGGGUGGACGCCUCGCGGCGGCGGCCCAUCCCGGAACCGUGGUAAGUCUAAUAUUGUCCGACGUAUUGGGCGAUCCACUCGACCUCAUCGCCAGCGGUCCCACCGUACCGGACACCAGUACCUGGUCCGAUGCUUGGGCCUUGGCUGAAACGCUCCCCGAAAAGGCCUUGCCCGAUGCUGUGCGACGAUUGAUGCGUGCGGGGGUCGACGGGCACUUGCCGGAUUCACCCUCCCCGUCACACGGCGUUUUUGCCCGAGCCGUGACGUGUCUCGUGGGCAAUAACGCCAAGGCCGUAACGGCAGCUGCCACUACCGCGCAACGCCUUGGAUAUCACCCCGUAAUUCUGGGGACGCGAACGGAAGGUGAGGCCCGGCAGGUUGCACGAUGGCUAGUACAGCUCGCCCAACACUUGGCUCUACCCGAAACGCCAUCCAAACAAUUUUCCUUGGCCUCAUUGCCAGCGGCGUUGAUUUGCGGCGGCGAAACGACCGUCACUUUGCCCGAACAGAGUCAAAAGCAUGGGAAGGGAGGUCGCAAUCAAGAAUUGGCUCUAGCCGCCGCUUUGGAACUACAACGCGUGGGUUUGAACAGUAAAAACGAUGUUGUAGUCGUGGUUGCCAGUGUGGGAACGGACGGAACGGAUGGUCCCACGGAUGCAGCCGGUGCCAUUGUGGAUGGCCACACAGUGGACAGAUUGCCUGGCGACGCAUUGCUCGCUUUAGAAACGCACAAUGCGUAUCCGUAUUUGGCGCAAACGGAUGCAAAUGGCCGGUCCCCUUUACUUAAGACCGGCCCGACGGGAACCAAUGUGGCUGACGUUUAUCUUGUUCUGAUUCAGAAAAGUCGCCUGAAGUGACAUACGCGAUUCUCAUUGAUGCAUCCUUUCUGCGCAUAACAUAAACGAAGAUCACGAAGCUUCGUUUGUACAUUCUGUUUCUUUCUUGGCUUCCAUGGAUUGUAAUUUGCUCUGAAUACCGUCAAUCUCAACCUUGGCGACCAAAGCAUUGAUGUUGUCACCCCUACACCGCCACAUCGAAAGGCACAUUUUGCGAUGAUACUGAUCAUCAUAUCCCUCCAAUACUACAACGAACGAUCCGACAGCAAUCGGUCGGAUAGCGCUGCUGAAUUCGUCCGAAAAGAUAGCCAAGGAAGUGGGAUCCGUCUGCAAGCAGUUCACAAAAUCGUCCUUACUAGCAAUGAAUUUGCGAGCCGACAUGUGCGGGGCAAUAAAGUGUACUCCUUCUUGCGCAACUCGAUAUUUGCAGUCGCAUUCUUUAUUGUUCCGGACAAAAGCUUUGAGACCGGAAUUAAUCAUGGUCACACGGUCCUGAAUACCCAGAUCAAUCAACGCGCGAACUUGAGCCCCAAUGUAGUAAAUGACCUUGGCGUCACCUCCUGCUCGAGUCAUGAAUUGGUCGCGGCAGAACUCGGGACCCGUCAAGCCGUAAUACUCAACAAUUGGAUCUAAAACGCCACCCUCUACGGGCACG